UGGGGAGGUCAUCGGAAAUAUUCCUUCGACAGGACAAUUUUUGGUAGAAAUGUCUUUAUUUGCAAAGGUGGUAGACGGAAUAAUAUGAUAGACAGUAGAGACGGAGGAAACCAAAACCUGCAGGACCACCGGAUUUUCUUCAUUUUGGCCAGGUUUUCGGUUUAAAGAGGCUGUUCGGAUAAAAGGGGAAAAAAAAUCAGGAAUUUUAUUUUAUUUUCCUUUUUUUCAGUUUACUGUUUUUGGAUUACACAUGUUCAGUUUAAGCUGACUGUUUUGUAACAGCCCUGCACUUCAAGUGAAAUUAACUGAAGUCAAAGAACAUUCAGCGGAGAUAACUCAAGAACAAUCAGCAGCACCAAAGGCCAGAGAACAUUUACAACGACAGUACUCAAAAACAUCGAGAGAUGUCAACAACACCCCAACAACAACUGUUGCUCAGUUUGUGUCACGUGAUUUCGUCAUGACGGCCAACGGUGUGGCGUCCACUUGGCCGCUGCUGUUGUUGCUGUUGUUGUCGCUGUCGCUGCUGCUGUUCCCAUUUUUCUAUGUCGUUGUUGGUGAAUUCACCGAAACAAGCGGGGACGCAGCAAAUUGCACUUGUUCAUUGUCCAUGAGCAGAGAGCUUGUAAAAACUGACAAGAGACUGAGGUUGGAGUUUGACAGAAAACUGCGUCACGUGGAAGAUAGGCUACUGAAAAGACUCGGAAAGGCGUCACUGAACCAAAUAGGAGAACAAGGAGUAAUAAGGGACAAUGGCGCAAGUACGGACUCACAAAGACAGCACCAGGCAAGCGUGGAGAGGAAAAGUAAAGUGCAGAUGCCCAGAGUUCAACAUAAUAGAAACCGUCAAGGGAGAGUACGACUAAAGCCACGGAGAAGCAAAAGGGACACAAUUCAUGCUCUUAGUAGACGUGCUGCGCAUGUGGAAAAUGCCAAAACCGUAUCCGACGCCCUGAUCAAGCUUCAAGAAUACCUCAACUUACUUGAUCAAGAAGAACGCAGACAACGUGGAGAAAAAGCUGAUUCUCAGUUGGAAUCGAAACCAUGCCAGAGGUCGAUUGCAAGUCGGAAAUCACCUAGCAGGGAGAAGACAAAACUAUUGAGAAAAUGCCUCACUCGAACGAGAGGAGGUUCUCUUUCGUCAAGUAAUGACGUCACUUACCAAGCUCCUGAGAAAGAAACACGAGUAAGUAAUGCCUCAGACAGGAGCAUCGCAGGAAAUAACAAAGAGCGUCAGAAACCUUUUAGUGACAGAGACCCUAACACGACGGGUAGCAAUAAUGACAUUGCAGAUACGACGCUUUCAGUCGAUCUGAGAUCCACGUCUGAGCCAACUAGUCGUCGAAGCUUACUCUCUGACAAGUCUAAACCUCACGCAAGCAGUACGUGUGGCGAGAAAUUCCAAGCAGGAUGUCAAGUACCUAGGAGUAAAAAAUUCUCCAAAGAGGCUGACAUCGCUACGCCUUCCAUUGGUGAGACAGACGAACUUGCGAAAAGCUCAAGACAGUCGAGGAGACUGGGAGUUUUCUCCACUAUUCCAUCACCAGCAAACAUAGAGUUCAGUCAGCAAAGUAAUAAACCAAUGACGUUGGGGCAUGGCAGUAGCGGAAUGUACCCAGAAAGCCAAGGUCAAAUCCAGAAAGUGUUUGCAUCGGAUGGCGGACGAAUCUCACACGUUUUCAAUUUUUAUAAUGUGAAAGAGGCAAAAGUUGACUAUAGGAGAGGCGACAACGUCAUGAAGGAUGGGAGAAUUCACAAUAUCCUCGGUAAAACUGUAGAUGUUUUGGAAUCAAUAUUCAAAUCUAAAGUAAACCCUGAACCUAAAGAUCGUUUAUCAGAAGCUGAGAGGCCCAACUUGGCAGAUGAAACAAUAAAACUUGAAAGACCGCUGGGCUCAACAACAUCAAUACGUGGCUAUAUUUUUGCAGACCAUCAAUCGCCUCCAACAACUAAUGGUAAACUGUACAAGCUACGAACAGAGAAAGGCGAAGGAUCUUUCACUGGUUCCCAAAUUAGAUCUUCAGAAACACCAGUCACGUUAGAUAGCUAUGAAUCUUCGACUGUAGGUUUUGUUAGAAUGUCCACAGAUUUUAGUGGACUGUCCAGUCUUGACCCAAGCCAAAAAUCUUCAGCUGGAUACAGAACACCAUCAAGACUGAAUGCUGAUAACAAAUAUCAGCAAGCAAGCACAUACAGCUUUAGAACUGAAGAAGAUCAUGUAGACGUUUUGGUUCCGCCAUUGACCACCACGGUCCCACUUAAAGAAAUUGACUCCUCAACAGAAACACUUCGUCAUCAGAUAACAACUUUUGGCUUUAAUACGAAGGGGCUGGACCAGGACGUAAGCGACAGCACGAGGGGAGUAGAUGAGAUUGUACCUACUAAGAUGGUAUAUUCUCCACUGAACCAAAACGUUGAUGGAGCUGGAAAAAAGCCCAAAUAUGUAGAAAAAGAGAGUGCUAAACCUCGAUAUCUCUUAUCCGAGUUUGGCGCUCACGGAACAUUGGCGGACGAUGGUGCAGACUGGGACUAUGAUACACAUUUGGACUACGAUUUUCCAGAUCAGGGAGAAAACUUUGGGCAAGAAGUUUUACACAAACUAGACACGAUAAUUGACAUCUUAAACGGGUCUGUUCAGAAAAGAAUGCUCCCUUUCGCAACGCAGCUGCAUGCUGGUAAUAGUUUUAAUCAUAGUCAACCAACACAGAUGAACUCGGAAGAUAAAAACCAAGGAAAUGCCUUCCCAAGUCUUAAGAUGUCUCUUGGGACAAGAAAAGCUUCAUCUCUUUCAGAAACAGAAAGGGUAUCGACUGCUAGACACAUAUUGCCAGGUUAUAAUGCUCAAAAUAAAGAACACCCACGUCCCACUGAUCAGCCAAGAGCUGAUUUGAAACACGUAAGUAGAGAUCCCAAGGAUGUCUUUGAAGAAAAAUAUUCUGAGAAACAAAGUGUGCCCAGUCUAAGGAGAUUUUUGGUCACCGACGACAUCGAAACUAACCGCAAAACAUUGCUUGCUGAGAACGAAUUGUCAAGGGGUGACGCCGGGUUGCCAUAUAUAAAUAUCUCACCCAAUGAAGAGAGCGUUCCAGAUCCAGCCAUGAACUGGUAUUUCUCAGGGGAAGAAGAUGACACCAAAAACGCUCAAAGUACAAAUACUUCUGGCCUUUUGAAUCGUUACGACAUGUUACAAAAGACUUCGCACAUGCUGGAUGUUUUAAGCAAACGACUUUCUCAAUGUUCUGCUGAUAUGCUAAACGUCGAUACAAAUGUUAACGCGACACAGAAGAACAUGGGUAUGCACUCUUCUUGUACUGAUGUUUUCCAUGUUAUGAAAGAAAUGGGAGACAAAUUAUCAAAUACCAUCUCUAAUAAAAGCUCCGGAUUUUCUUUCGACACGUCCCUCGGAAAGGACAAGGAAAAAGAUAAUAGCCCACACGAAAAAGGAUCAGAAGCAGAUACCCCUCAAAUAGAUACUGGCCGUGCCAUAAAACAAAUUGAAAAAAAAAUUGAUCUUUUAAACCAAGAGGUCUCCCAAGUUGUUGCUGACGUUUUGGAAGUCAAAGAAAAAUUCAAUAGUACGACACAAAAAGAUGCAAUAAAAAAAUCUGACAUUAAGGAGAUUUUGAAAGACUUAGGAAUACUGGCCGGCCAAAGCAUCCAAAGUUACGCCGACAGCUCUGAAGGCAAAAAAUGGCAGAACUGGGAGUCAGAGGAAGUCAACGUGGAGCAAAAAGGCACGGACUUAUCGAAUAAAGCGAUUCUAACCGAUAUUUUGAACAGGUUGGAUAGGCUGGAGGAGAACGAUGACCCUCUGUCAACAACAAAGGCACGUGUUAAAAGUUUCAGUAUGUCCACGGGGGGGGGGUCGACUUGCGGAGUGUACGAUGUAAUAAAGGAAUGUGUUUUGAUUAACCCUAUCCGUACGCCCAGGGGUCACUUUUUACCCCCGGGGCUGUUUUCUUCACAUUUUAGAAUACUUCUAAUACGAAGAUCUCUUUAAAACUGUCAGUAU
Molecule: messenger RNA, 4012 nt
Organism: Aplysia californica (California sea hare)
Lineage: Eukaryota; Metazoa; Mollusca; Gastropoda; Aplysiida; Aplysiidae
Source: RefSeq, a predicted model, not a curated record